Molecule: messenger RNA, 2616 nt
Organism: Priceomyces carsonii
Lineage: Eukaryota; Fungi; Ascomycota; Pichiomycetes; Serinales; Debaryomycetaceae
Gene: MCM2
Product: MCM DNA helicase complex subunit
Exons: 1
Coding region: 1-2616 (871 amino acids)
Biological process (GO): DNA replication; mitotic DNA replication initiation; double-strand break repair via break-induced replication
Cellular component (GO): MCM complex; nucleus
Molecular function (GO): single-stranded DNA helicase activity; ATP binding; 3'-5' DNA helicase activity
Source: RefSeq, a predicted model, not a curated record
AUGUCUAGUCCUUCUGAAAAUUCUAGGAAGAGAUCUGCUUCUGAUGAUGAAGAUGAUAGGUCCAUGAAUCACUCAUCACCAUCGUUGGCAUCUAGCCCCCAGUUACCACCAUCUUCUCCAGCAUUGCCCUUUGAUAAUGACGAAGAGGAUGAAAUUCAUAAUGACAUAGAAGACUUGAAUCCUUCAGAUGAAGAGGAAGGUGAGGACUUGUUGGAUAACAUGGAAAAUGAUUAUCGAAGAAACGAGUCCCAAGAUCAUUAUGACCUAGGCGACGGAAAUAUCGAUGACGAAGAAUACGAAGAAAUGGACGCAGCAACAAGGAGAAGAAUAGACCAGCAAUUGAAUAAACGUGAUACGUUGUUCGGAGGAGAGAAUGGACAUAGGUCAAGAGGUCAAGCAUUCUUAGAUGAUGAAGGCGAAGGCUUGGAUGAUAUGGGUGAAGUUGAUCAGUAUGGGCUCCCAGUUCAAAGAAGGCGAAGGAGACAAUACGAAGAUGAGCCUGAUGAUCUCAUGGAAGAAGAGGAGAUUGACCCGUUCAAUGAAGAACUUUCUUUAGAAAGCUUGACAGAUAUCAAAGCACCGUCGAUCACAGAGUGGAUCUUACAACCAGCAAUCUCUAGAUCGAUUGCCAGAGAGCUAAAAUCCUUCUUAUUAGAGUACACAGAUGAGAAAGGAAGAUCUGUUUACGGUGCCAGAAUCAGAACUUUAGGUGAAGUCAACGCGGAAUCUUUAGAGGUUUCAUACGACCAUUUGGCAGAAUCUAAGGCCAUCUUAGCAUUGUUUUUAGCAACUUCUCCUGCUGAGAUACUAAAAAUUUUUGAUAUAGUUGCAAUGGAAGCAACUGAAUUACAUUAUCCUAACUAUUCACAAAUUCAUCAAGAAAUUCACGUAAGAAUCACAAACUUUCCUAAUUACUUAAACUUAAGAGAUUUAAGAGAAAGCAAUUUAAAUCAAAUGGUUAAAAUUGGUGGUGUCGUAACAAGAAGGACGGGCGUUUUCCCUCAACUCAAGUAUGUUAAAUUCGAUUGUCUCAAAUGUGGAGUUGUUUUAGGGCCAUUUAUUCAAGAUUCAAACACUGAAGUUAAGAUAUCAUUCUGUACGAACUGUCAUGCAAAGGGUCCUUUCAAAAUAAACUCUGAAAAAACUUUAUACCGUAAUUAUCAAAGAGUUACCAUUCAGGAAUCACCAGGUACAGUGCCCGCAGGUAGAUUGCCACGGCACAGGGAAGUUAUAUUAUUGUGGGAUUUGGUCGAUAUUGCAAAACCAGGUGAGGAAAUUGAAGUCACAGGUAUUUACAAGAACAAUUAUGAUGGUCAUUUGAAUGCUAAGAAUGGGUUUCCGGUCUUUGCCACGAUCAUGGAGGCCAAUUCAAUACGGAGAAAGGAAAGUUCCUCGAAUAAUGGUGAAAACAGUAUAAACGCUUGGUCAGAGGAAGAAGAAAGAGAAUUCAGGAAACUCUCUCAUGAGAGAGGCAUAAUUGAUAAGAUAAUAUCGUCAAUGGCCCCAUCUAUUUAUGGUCAUAAAGAUAUCAAAACAGCGAUUGCAUGUUCAUUAUUUGGAGGGGUUCCAAAGGAUAUAAAUGGGAAGCAUUCAAUUAGAGGAGAUAUCAAUGUCCUUCUUUUGGGAGACCCUGGUACCGCUAAGUCACAAAUAUUAAAAUAUGCCGAAAUAACUGCAAAUAGGGCGGUUUUUGCAACAGGGCAAGGUGCUUCAGCAGUAGGAUUGACAGCAUCUGUUAGAAAGGAUCCUAUCACAAGAGAAUGGACAUUGGAAGGUGGCGCUUUGGUGUUAGCUGACAAGGGUACUUGUUUGAUUGAUGAAUUUGACAAGAUGAAUGAUCAGGAUAGAACGUCUAUUCAUGAAGCAAUGGAACAGCAAUCAAUAUCUAUUUCAAAAGCAGGUAUUGUGACAAGUUUACAAGCAAGAUGUGCAAUUAUCGCGGCUGCAAACCCUAACGGAGGUAGGUAUAAUUCAACACUUCCUUUAUCACAAAAUGUUGAUUUGACGGAGCCAAUUUUAUCCAGAUUUGAUAUUUUGUGUGUUGUUAGAGACUUAGUAGAUCCCGAACUGGAUGAAAGAUUAGCAUCUUUCGUAGUGGAUUCUCAUAUGAGAUCACAUCCAACGCAAGAAGAUGGCAUUGAGGCAGAUGAUGAUGAGCGUUUUGAUGAAGAUGAUGAGGAUAUGGUCACAGAUACACCUACAAGGCAGCACAGAAGAACACGAAAUGAGAAAAUAAGUCAAUUGCAUAAAGAAAAAGAAAGUGAGAUAUCCCCAAUCCCACAAGAAUUGCUUGUGAAAUAUAUUCAUUACUCAAGGCAGAAAGUCCAACCAAAGCUCCACCAAAUGGAUAUGGAUAAGGUGUCAAAGGUUUAUGCAGAUUUAAGAAGAGAGUCUAUUUCAACUGGCUCAUUCCCAAUCACGGUUCGUCACUUAGAGAGUAUUUUAAGAAUUGCAGAAGCAUUUGCCAAAAUGAGACUAAGCGAUUUUGUUAGCCAAAGCGAUUUGAACAGAGCCAUUAAAGUUAGUAUUGAUAGCUUCGUAGGUGCUCAGAAGAUAUCAGUACGUAAGCAAUUGCAAAAAUCUUUCCAAAAGUAUACGUUAUCAAGCAGAAGAUAA